This is a messenger RNA of Protopterus annectens (West African lungfish), 2811 nucleotides long. It is a transcript of the gene PGF, whose product is annotated as placental growth factor. Gene Ontology annotation, molecular function: chemoattractant activity; growth factor activity; vascular endothelial growth factor receptor binding. NCBI's taxonomy places the organism in Eukaryota, Metazoa, Chordata, Ceratodontiformes, Protopteridae. The record is from RefSeq and is a predicted model, not a curated record. Gene Ontology annotation, cellular component: membrane. Gene Ontology annotation, biological process: positive regulation of angiogenesis; positive regulation of endothelial cell proliferation; induction of positive chemotaxis.
AGCAAGUAGUAGUUAUGUCCGAUGUGGGAGAUAGCAGUAACCGGCUAUAUGAUCGUGGAAGAGCUGAGCACGUUAACCGGGCUAUGCUCCUCCUUCUCGGUGUUCGUGCUGGACGCGGGUUCGGAACUGGUUUUCCUAUAUUAGUGUAAGGAUGCGUCACCGAGGAAAUAGAAGUUGGAUAAGUUAGAUAAGUGAAAUCUGUAGAAAAGCAGCAUAUAAAGCUAAGCCCUAUCUGCAACAACAUGGUCCCGAGGAAGUUGAAAAACUAAAUCAAGUGAGAGGGAUACUUCAGUUGCAUUUUGUUAAUUGCCCCUGUACCGACCACCCAAGCAGCUUUUGCAGUCCAUCCCAACCCCCAGUAGUACCCCACCCCCAUUAGGUAACAGCAAAUUACAAGGGCUGCUGUUUGGAAUAUUAUUUAAGGGGUGCCACCCUUCCUAACGACCCACUGACAAACGCUCCGAUCAUUUCCCACUCCCAUUAUGUGACUACCCCAUACCGGCUACGGGGGGUCCUUGCCUGGAUCAGAUCCUAGUCCUGCAAUCCUCUAUCCAGCUGUGUGGCUCGAACUUGUAUUCGUGUAACAGUCCAGUAGCGUCGCUAUCUGGUCUUCCCUCUUUCUAAUUUCCCAGUUUAUUGGCCUCUUGGUUUACUUUUUUAACAUUACUCUGCCCAGUCUUGCUAACGCCCUCAGCCUUUCGGACGUGCCUACUUGCAUAUCUCAUUCAGCUAGUCUUACUCUGCAUCACUUAUCCUUCAGAACUGUUCGUGGCUAGAGGUCCCAAACUGAUGCCAUCCAAGUACGUGUCAGUUGGCCACCAACCCAAUACUGUCCUUUUUUACUGUUCUCGAACGACCGUAACUAUAGGCAAAAGCCAGAUUCGAUCCAGAAGCCGUCCAGUUCGACAGUGUCCUGCUGAAGGACGUGAGAGACUUCACGCGGCGGGGGAGCUUUGACUAAAUCAGUGGACUGGCUAGAAGAAAGAGACUGUUGGAUCCGGCGAGCAGUGUAUCCUUGGAUUGGUACUGUGAGGGGUUCUCUGCAUUGCGCAGUAUAAAUGAUCUCGAACUGGGAUCGAAUUAAUUAAUGGACCUAAAUCGGUGGACUCCGCAACCCUGGGGAUGAUUCUGGCAUAAUUGUGAUUUGACUUGAAUCGACUUCUGGAGUCGGGAACUUUUACUGGAUUUAAAUCCUUACUCUCCAAGUAAAAGACUGUCCCUGGAUUUGAACAUCUGUAUGCGCCUAACUCUGUCUGUGUGAGAGGACCGCAGAUUUGUUAUGGAGACCGGCACUGGCCCAUGGCUUCAGCUCUUAACGGCUCUGUGGUUGCAUCUGUCUCAGUCGCAGGUAGGCUACAAGAAGCAACAGCUACUGCUCAGCAACCGAAUGGCGUUAAUGGAAACAGCACAACAGAAGUGGUUCCAUUUGAAGUGGUUUGGAGACAGAGCUACUGCCACACCAUCGAAGUGCUGAUAAACAUUGUGGUUGAGUAUCCAAGUGAGGUGGAACACAUCUUCAGUCCUUCCUGUGUUGCAGUGCAGCGCUGCGCUGGUUGCUGUGGUGAUGAGAAACUGCAGUGCCUGCCGAAGGAAACCCGCAACAUCACCAUGCAGCUGUUGAAGAUCAAUCCACUGGGAGAGGACGAAUUCACAGAGCUGGACUUCACAGAGCACACAAGCUGUGAAUGUAGCUCAAGAAAGGAAAAAUUGAAACAUGAAAGGUGUGGAACUCCAAGCAGGUAACUGCAGUGCCGCUUAAGAAGAAGGUCACCUCCGUUUGCCGUAGUAUUUAUUCUCAUUAAAAAGUAUGUUAACCAUUCUUCAAGCACUUGUCUGUUAAGAAGAAACACUGGACCCAUCUUGCUAACUUAGACUCUUGGAGAAAUGGACACAAAAAGUUUUUUUCCGGGUGGUUACACUUCUUUUUCUAGGUUAUUGUUCCCAGGAGAAUUAUUUUCAGAGUGACAUUUCACCCCUGACAUUUUACUGAACAAAUUUUAAAAAAUGGGAUUUUUACAUUAAGGUUACAAGCUGACUGUGUGUUAUUUCAGCAGACGUAACAAGCCUGUAACAUUAUUAAAUGAGAUCUGGGAAUGUCUGUUCUAAUUGAACACCCACACAUCAGUAACAGGAAUUGCUUCAUGUAUGUUAUCACUGCAGUUCUGCAGUAAUUAUGUAAAUGCAGUGGUUGUCAAUUAGUACAUUGCACCACAAAAAAUGAAUUACUGUACUUCAUUUGUAAUGCUGGUUAUUUUGUUGCUAUAAAAGCUCUUUACUUUGGGGCUUUAAGUCCCUUACUUGCUCAUAAUUGUAAUAUUUUUUGUGGCAUUGCAAACAUUGUAUUAUGACAGUUGCUGUAUUACAAAGUUGCAUGACUACAGGCUGAGAUUAUAAUUCUGCAGUAGCCUAUUCUGCUGAGAAUGCACUACAUUACUGGGUUCUGCUGCAACAGUGUUGCAUUAAUGCACUCCUGUAUGCUAUACAAUGUAUUACAACACAUUUGUACUCUGCAAAAAUAUUGAGACUGUAUUGCAUUGUGGAUCAUCUGCCAUGACAAUACUUCAUCACUAUAUUCUACUAUUGAAUGUUUUUGUUUCACAGCAGUUUUGCAUUAUUUGUGACAAUGGUAGCAUAUUACUGCACUGGUCUGUAGAUAUAAUGGUUAUGCAUUUCAUGUUAUAUACAUUUAUUUGUAAUAUUUCUUGUUGCACACCCAAGGUGUGUGAUUAAAUUUAAAAUAAAGCAAAGCUUAACUGGUUUAGUCAGGUAUCACACACUUGGGAGUGUUUAAAAUAAAUUUAAUGUACAUUC